This is a messenger RNA of Tigriopus californicus, 1248 nucleotides long. Its product is annotated as RNA-binding protein 34-like. The transcript has a single exon. Gene Ontology annotation, molecular function: RNA binding. Bases 90 to 1226 code for a protein of 378 amino acids. Lineage: Eukaryota; Metazoa; Arthropoda; Copepoda; Harpacticoida; Harpacticidae. The record is from RefSeq and is a predicted model, not a curated record.
AUUCAUGUCAACAAAACACAUGCUUUCACGGUUUUACUAGAGACUACUCAAGGCAACACACAACGUGUGUCGAAAUUUGAAGCUUGACCAUGGCUUCCGAAUAUCAAGUGGGAGCCUUGUCAGGCCUUAUCUCCGGGAAAACCGUGGCUGACGGCGAAGCCACGGAUCUAUUCACCACCCAAAAGAAGCAAAAGACGGUGAUGACAAAAGAUGUGCCCGUUAAGAAACGAAAAGUUAGCACCGCUACCGCUGGCCCCUUGCCCGAUUCGUCCACACCCUCCAAAGUCCAACGACCCGCCCCGCCAGUCGAUUCCAAGCUUGAAGCGGAUUCCGAGGAUGACCUGGACCGAAGCGAGGCCAUCACCCAAUUCCACGGACCCAGUUUGAAGUAUCGUGUGCGCGAUGAGGAUGAGAAGAAACGGGUGGUGGAUCCGGAAAAAGAUGCUCGCAGCAUCUUUGUCGGCAAUCUGCCCGCCACGGUUCCCAAGAAGAAGUUGGUCAAGUUGUUCUCGCCCUAUGGUCAGGUUGAAUCCGUGCGAUUACGCUGUGCCGCCCGACCGGAUCCCAAGACUAUGAAACGGGUGGCCGUGAUCAAGGGCACUUUUCACGAGAACCGCCACACUAUCAAUGCCUUUGUGGUGUUCAGGCAACCCAGUGAGGCUCAGGCCGCUCUGGCCUUGAACGGCACGGAGUUCCGCGAGCUCACGCUUCGAGUGGAUUCGGCCGUGCCCACGGAAAGAGACAACAAGAAGUCCGUCUUUGUGGGCAAUCUGGCAUUUUCGCUCGAAGAAGAAGAUCUGCGCAAGCAUUUCUGUGAUUGCGGAGCCAUUACCGAUGUCCGGAUCAUUCGAGAUUCGGCCACGGGCGUGGGCAAGGGCUUUGGUUACGUUAGUUUUGCCACGAGAGAUGCCGUGGAAGUGGCUUUGAGGAAGAAUUUGACGCGCUUGGGCCCAAGACCGGUGCGGGUGGAUCGGUGCGCCAAGAAAGGCAAAGUGUCUGUGCCCGUGGUUUCCAAUAAUAAGCAACGGGUCCAAGGCUCCAAGUACAAGAAACCCAUUCUGAAGAAGACCACACGGAAGAAGCUGCAAGCGAUGAAGGACACAGAGUUCCAGGGCAAGUCGCAUGAUGCCAAGAGCGGGGACAAGAACCCUAAGAAGAAGGGCAAACCCAAGCUGAACAAAAGUGACAAGAAGAAGAAAGUUUUGGCCCAGAAAUUAUUGAAAUAGAAUCUUCCCUAUGUGUUCGCUA